Seriola dumerili (greater amberjack) is the source of this 4661-nucleotide messenger RNA. RefSeq names its product C2 calcium dependent domain containing 2 (gene c2cd2). The transcript has 13 exons. The record is from RefSeq and is a predicted model, not a curated record. Bases 536 to 2551 code for a protein of 671 amino acids. Lineage: Eukaryota; Metazoa; Chordata; Actinopteri; Carangiformes; Carangidae.
GAGUCCAGCGGCAGUGACUGCUCUCUUCGCGUACAGGAUGUUUUCGCGGGACUCUUGUUCAAUAUCUGAAUAUCGUCUGGUGGAGCUUGACCGCUGUCUUUGGAAAUAAGUUAUUUUUGGGGGAAACUUUCGCUGCUCCGCACCUAAUAAAGAAUAGCUAGUUAAGCGAACCGUGGCGAAGAUUAGCCAACUAAGCUAACAACCAUAUUCAAUGAGAGAAGGACACAGUGCUACUCUGCAGGUUUAUUUGAACCCAGAGACUACCUUUAGCUCUUUGACAAUGGUCUAGGUCUCUACAGUGAGCUUUCGUUGUUUUGUACUUCCGUAUGGUGUUUAAAAGCUGCUAUGGAGUACUGCAACAUGGAUAACAAUAAGCAUAAUUUGUUUUGGGGGUUGAGAUCCGUGCUGUUAUCAGUUUCGGGAGAUUGCCUUCAUUGACUUCGCUGUUCCCUUACCGAAGAAGUACUAUGAGGUUGCCAGGAAAUAUCUCAGAAGAGGUGUGUUAAGCUGUGAUCACCGUUUUCAUUGGCAAAGAAUGUCCGACUUGGAAAGUGCUAGUUCAUAUUUUGGUUUGGAGGAUCCGCUGUGGCUAUGCAUGGUCACACUGUUUAUCGCAUCCCUGGUUACUCUGAUAGCGUAUUUUAUACAGUAUUUCCAACAAAGGGGAGUAGGAAAUAAGCGGAGAGCAGCAGAGGACAAUGCGGCGAAGGAGGAAGCUGCCGCUCUGCUGGAUUGGGCGCUGUCACUGAAUAGCUGGAAAAGUCAAUGGAGAGCAGCUUGGUGCAGGGCUCUGAGCGACGAAUCAAGGAAGCGUGGGGGAGCUGUUCUGUUGACAUUUGAAGAGGAUGAUCUUGAGGCAUCAGAGCUCAUGGUCAGCCAUGUGUCUAACUUUCAGAAGUCUGCCAGGAACCAGGCCACUUGCUGCAGUGUGGUUGGGGAGAAGCUCCAGUUCUCUCUCAGUGCCACAUCGACAGCCAUGGCUACAGCAGAUCCUUGUAAAUACACGGUCUGUAUAGCCCCACUGGAGAUGCAGCUUGAUCUACAGAUGCAAGAAGGUGAAGAUGAGGUCAAAGUUAGCUGGGGAGUGUCUCACCUGGAGACAGGGGAGCUGCAGGUGACGCCCAAUUUCACCCAGGACAAUGCCAACACUUCCAGUGUAGCAGCCAUAAAGGAGCAGUUAAAGCAGCUGUUAUGUGCGACGCACCCCUCUUUGUUGCUGAGCUGCAGGUCUGCUCAGGCCUCAGAGGUCAAGGAAGCCCAAAACAAAGCAGCUUCACCCCCAAAACCCCCCCGUGCCCACGACUGGAAGCUGCUGGUGAAAAACAUCCGGGUGACGCUCAAUCAGGAGGAAGAUGCUGCAGGCAGCAUGAAUCCUCUGUGUGUCCUGCAGUUAGAUGAUCCUCCACAAAAGUUUAACACCUCUGUUUUGAAGAACACAACCAAUCCUGCCUGGGACCAGCCCUUUAUUUUUGAAUUGAAUGGACGAUCAAAAGAGCUCAAUAUUCAGUUGGCAAAUGAUGGACAAAAUCAAGAGAAUUCCUUACUGGGUCAGGUGUCAGUGCCUUUUGAUCUCGUAAAGAAGCAGCCCAAAGGACAGCAAACAUUUGCACUCAUGACCAAAGACGUGGUGACCGGAUCACUUACUACUGACUUUACCUACCUGGAGCCCAGCGAGGUGAGGUCCUGGCACCCUCCGACCCCAGCCUCCAAUAAGAAGGUGGAGAUGGACCGUACAGUCAUGCCCUGUGGCACGGUGGUCACCACCAUCACUGCAGUGAAGAGCAAGCCAGGUCGACCACUCCCACUUGGACUCAACUUAGAUUCUGCCCAGAAAGUUGUGGCCAACAAGCCCAAGCUGUCUGAGCGGCGUGUGUCAGAGCAGACGUCUAUGUUGGGGACCACAGUCAGCAAGGCGUUGUCCUCCUCUGACACCGAGCUGCUGAUGCUCAAUGGCACAGACCCGGUGGCCGAGGCUGCCAUCCGACAACUCCACCAGUCUGCCAAGCAGAAGCUCAAGUCCCCGGUGAAGAAGAGCACCAUCAUCAUCUCUGGCAUCGCCAAAACGCCCUUGUCUCAGGAUGAUGAGCUAGCUCUGAUGGCGGGCUACGCUGCGGCGAUGGAUGCCUCGAUGUCAGAGGGCAGCUCCACUCAGGAUGUGACCACAGCGAUUGCAUCAGGGACCAGCAGCCCUCCAGACACGUCGGAGCCCCAUGAAGGGCCCAGUGGAAUAGGCCGGCCUCCAGAGGACUGGGAGAGCCAGACGGGAGAGGAGCUAGACCAUAGCUCGCUAUCCAUGUGUGUGUCUGAGGUGAACUGCAAGAAGAGCAGAGGCAGCUUCCUACAGAAGAGUGCCAAGCUCUUCUUCCGCCGGCGUCACCAGCGCAAGGACCCGGGGAUGAGCCAGUCCCACAAUGACCUGGUUUACCUGGAGUCUCCAGCCGCAGUGGAGCGGGCCAGCCGAACAGCCACGCUUAGCCGUAUGCUCAACCGCAAGAGUAAGAGUAAGAGCAAAGCCAACGGCUCUACCUCCAUGGGGGAGCCACAUGCGUGACCCCCACCCCCUUUUCUCACCUCAGUCCCUCCCACAACUACCAUCAGCACCUCCACCUCAAACUUGCACUGGCAAACUAACCUACUCCCCCUAAUGUCCAACCUGCAUACUGGCGCUCCUGCAUUGUGAAUGGGAGAGCUGUGCAGAUGGAAAUAUAUCCUCUUUUAUUGCCAUAUCCUGCUUAAGUGCUUCCUAUAAGAAGCAGACAUUCCACCAAAAGCAAGUGCGUGCAUGUGUGGAUGAAGGUGUCCUGCCCUGAACUGAUGGCAUUUCAGAGGAUAUUAUUUUGCAUGUUUCUUUUAUUUGAUUUUAUGCGACAUUAUGAAAUCUUUAAGUGCUUUUAUGGCCUGGUUGCGGACAGAAGGGACUGGUGUGGGCCAUCACUCUUUACCUCACUGAGGGUAAAGGGUAAACUCUCCCUGCUGUAAAACGUAACGUUUCCUACGGUGGACCAACAGGACCAAAGAUGAAGAGCAGAGUGGUAUUUGUAUGAUUUGCACAAUUUUAGUACCUUUUUAUUUAAAGUGCAAUGACAGGAGCUACUCUCAUGAUAGGGACUCUUCUGUAGGUCUGAGUCAUGUUCAAAGCAUUCACAAAGGGAGACGAUCUUUUCACUGCAUAACUAGUGCAAGUGGGAGACAGUAAUACGACUACUUUUUGACACUAAGACUAUGAAAUAUGGUAUUUAAAUCAAUUUCCAAUUCACUUAAAAUACUUGUAAUUUUAUUCCAAGUGAAUAAUAAACAGCUGUAUGUAAUGUGCAUAUAAAAGCUGUACUACAAAAUGCAAGCCUUAUGUCUAACAAAGAUAACCAGUCAUUAUAGGUCAGUUGUGAUUGGCUUGUACAGAGGUGACGUUAUCAUGAACCGCCAGCUCUUGAAAUGAAUUAAUACCCUUCUAAGAGGAAACAGUGACACUGUGGCUAACAGGAAACUUUAGCUAUAUAUGAGCAUUUUAUGUUUACUCCUCUCUGUCUUGUUUUUAAAUGAUAUGCAACUUUCUUCUUCGUCUUCCCAGAAGAUUCCUCCUGUACACUACUAUUAUCAGCGGGACUGUUAAUGUGUCAUAAGGGAACGGAAUGAACCUUUAUUUAGGGACUGUGAUGUUACACUCGGCCAUACUCGUCGCAUUACGCACUAUUGAAAUUUUCUUAUAUGCUCAUUUCAAUCCUGCAUUUGAUCUGAAUGAAAUCCUCCUUUCAUUUAAUGUUUGAUUGUUUUUUUUUAAAGAUGUAGCUUUGAACACAUGAACAAGAGAAAGUGUGAACAUGUUUGAAAGCAACCAAAUUGUUUGGCUGCCUUUUUUUUUAUCCAGCUAAUGAUUGUAUUUCUUUUUUGUUGAAGACAUUUCUGUACAUCAUGUUAACUACUGUUUCAUCAGUUAUUUAAUCUGCUCAGAGAACUGAUGCAGCACAGUGACAGACAGAAUCAACAGAUUGCCUUACAGAUAGAUAUUCUGAGGACGUUGACGCCGGCGGCCGGUCUAGACUUGUUCCCUGACUCGAUGUGACUUUUCGGUCCUGAGGCCACAUCCACCAUCAGACCAGAGAACCAAAGGACUGUAGCGAGCUGUUGGACUGGCUCUGAGUGACGAGUGUGCCACUGUGUUUCUGCACCAUCAGCAAUGUCUAUAAUCAAGAAGCCUAUGCACAUAUCUGAGUGUUUUCGUUAGUGGACUACCUGAGAAUUAAAAACACUUACUGCUCAUGACAGCACUCUUCUGCAGAUACAGUGUGGGUUGUCUUUGUGUCAUGGUAUUUACAUGGUAGAGCUGUGAUCCCCUCGCUCUCUUCCACCAUCAUGGACUACAGUUUGUAAAAAUAAAUAUUAAAAAGAAAAUAUUCAGGCUGAAUAAAAUCCUGUAACCAUGAAAACGGGUCGUUUUAAUCUUGCUCAGCUUCAGAGUCCUCGCUCCAGGCAGCCUGCAAGCAGUGGCUACAGUUAUGCAUUCAGAGAGCAGUAGGGCUGUAUGUGAUUAAUAAACUGCUUCCUGAUGUUUUUUUAUUGGCAUCUGCUUUGUGCACAGAAACUGACUGACUUGACUGUUGCUAUAGAGAGUCAGUCAGUUCCCUGCAGGGAUUGCAACUAAUAUACAUAUCGAGUUAUUUCAU